CGCGCACACAGGAGCCGUUGUGUCGAUCACUCCCGCAGAGGCGAUGCCCUUUUGUGGAGAGUUCUCUUGUCACACAGAGGACAGACAGUCACAUUCGGGACAGCUGGAUACGAAGGGAAUAACUGCAUUUUUAAAGGCUUAAUUCUCUCCCCGCCGCCGCUGGGUGUUUACUGUGGGUGUUUCCAGAGGAUCUCUGUUGCCCGAGGAAGAGUGGAGAGGAAGAAUACGCGCCGUGAUCGGGCUGCGGGAAAUCUUUAUGGACGUGGUUAUAACAGUGCAGCUGAUGCUGUCAUCCGUUCCACCUAUGUUUUCCUUCCCGGAGUCUUGUUUUGCAUGAGGAGCUGAACUUUUUACGCGUGGUUUUACGCACUAGUUGUAUGAGGCACUGUCACAAUGAACUUUAUCUGCCCCGGUAUCUGUGGCGUAGAAGUUUGAACCCGAUCAUUACCUAAAAGAAGAAAUCAUUUUGUGGAUAUCUGCCGAGAGCAUGCCAGUUGAUACAUUCGCAAACAUGGAGGAAAAACUGUGGAUAUUGGAGGAUCUCAACAUGAUGUACAUUCGUCAGAUUGCACUCAGUUUACAGGACAGUGACAUCCAGAAGAAGAUCGACCAUGAGAUCCGUAUGCGUGACGGAGCCUGCAAGUUGCUGGCCGCCUGCUCCCAGAAAGACCAGACGUUGGAGGCGGCAAAGAGCUUGCAGACCUGCAGCACACGUAUUAUGGCCUAUAUGUCAGAGCUGCAGAGGAUGAAAGAGGCUCAGGUCAUGCAGAAGGUCACGCGGAGGUCAUCAGACGCAGGGCCGAUGGAAGAUAGACUCCCGUGCAAAGGAAAAGUGGCCAUCUCAGAUCUUCGUAUCCCUCUCAUGUGGAAAGACACAGAGUACUUCAAGAACAAAGGAGAGCUCCAUCGGUGUGCAGUGUUCUGUCUGCUGCAGCUGGGAGGAGAGAUCUUUGACACGGACAUGGUGAUAGUGGACCGCACGCUCACUGAUAUUUGCUUUGACAACACCAUCGUUUUUAAUGAGGCCAGCCCGGGUUUUGAACUGCGUGUUGAGCUGUAUAGCUGCUGCUCAGAAGAUGACUACUCAGCAGGCAGCACGCCAAGGAAACUAGCCAGUAAACUGAGCUCUUCACUAGGGCGAUCAGCCGGGAAGAAGCUCCGGGCAGCCAUGGAGCCUGGGCCAUGUAGUCCUGUUAGCAACGGAGGGGCGGGUCCUCUUCUGCUGCCGGUUCCCUCUGUGCCUGGCCCAAAGUACCACCUCUUAGCUCAUACCAGCCUGUCACUGUUGCACGUCCAGGACAGCUUUCGCACACACGACCUCACCAUCUCAGGCAACGAGGAGUGUUCGUACUGGCUGCCGCUCUACGGCAGUAUGUGUUGCCGCCUCGCUGCUCAGCCUCACUGUAUGACCCAACAGAUGAUGAAUGGAUGUUUGAAAGUCAAGCAAUUGGGAGGUGACCCUCAGAGUUGGAAAAAAGUGUAUGCCGUUGUAAAAGGAACAAGCCUUUUCUGCUACCACCAGCAAGAGGAUGUGGAGGCCAACGUUGAGCCAGCGUUCACUAUUGCCGUCAACAAGGAGACCAGAAUACGUGCGUCUGAGAAAGACCCUCACAGUAAAGUUCAGAAUAUCUGUAUCAGUAAUCAGUACGGAGGUGAGGAGGUCACACACAGCCUGACAACAGAUAGCCGCGAGGACACACACCGCUGGAUGGAGGCCUUUUGGCAACAUUUCUACGACAUGAGCCAAUGGAAACAGUGCUGUGAUGACGUAAUGAAAAUUGAAAUGCCAUCACCAAGGAAACCAGCUCCUGUCACACCAAAACAGGGCUCACUCUAUCACGAAAUGGUUAUUGAGUCAUCCAACGACCUCAGCACCACGGUGUCAGACAUCCUGGCUCGGAGAAUGCAGGAGCUGGAGCUCCGCAGCCACUUGGGAACGUCCCCCACCUGGAUGUCUGUGUUUGAGGAGAACAGUCCCAAAAGCACUGUCCGCCCCCGUCCCUGUACCUCUCGCCUCUCCGGCCACAGCCCCUGCAUCCCUCAUCGACCGCCCCGGAGCCCUCUGAGCCCUCACCGCUGCCCACAGCUGAGUCUGCUGUCCUCCGAUGCAAGCCUGACCUCGGACAGCGACAGCCACUGCAGCACCAGCCCCUGCUUCCACCGCCAUGGCUGGCCCGAGCCUUCUUCGAACUUCCCUCUCGGGUCAUCUUCACCCUGCCGCCUGAGGCCACGCACUCUGUCGCUGGAUGCUAAGCUCAGCACCCUUCGAGGGAGGGUGUACGGAGGAGGAGGCACCUUGCAGUGCCCCUGCCAGCCACCUCCCUCCUCGCUGCUCACCCCGUUCCCCAUCUCCUCCUGUUCGCCUCGGUCACAGCGCAGCACGCAGACCACGCUCUCUUGCUCCAGCUCCACUUCCAGCAACAGCUCCAGCAACAGUGAGGGCAGCCACAGCCUUGAGUCGUCUGAGGGAGCCCCCUUCUCCAGGCCCUCCCCGGCCCGGCGCAGCCUCAGGAACCUCAAAGCCAGACUUGAUCCUCGCAACUGGCUCCAAAGUCAGGUGUGAACUUGUUCCGCUCUGGCAGACAUUUUACACUAUUCUAAAGGCAAGAGUUAGAAGUUGAAAGCAUGUUUUAACUGGCCUAACAUCGAUGUGAACAGUAGGGCAGUCAGCUAGGCCACAUGUACAGCCCUGAGGAGGACGAGCUUCCUUUACUGCAUCCUGGUGGAGGAUGGAUCAUGAAUAAUCCUCCAUGGGCAAACUGGCAUGUCUUCUAAAACAAAGGACAGGUGACAAUCACUGCAGGUGACUGCGUUUUGCUGGUUCGCCACAAUUUUUAAGGUGAUCCAAUAGUAAAUGGGAGGUACUUUGCUUGCUUACAGAUGUGAUUAUGGUCAUGCUGCUUGGGAGAAAGUGAUGCUAAGAGCUAAGGAUCUGCUCUAAUCAUCAGGCCUCACGGGGCCUUCUGUCUGUCCCUGGACUCUAACUCUGGAACUGGUUUUGUUAUUUGUUACCUUAUGAGCAAUCCAAAUAAGGUUUCAAAAUCAUCUCUAUUAAUGCACUAGCAGCAUUAGGAAUAGUUGUUUUCUAUUUGUAUUGUAUAGAGUUUGCAGUGGUUAUGCUAUGAAAGCCGGUGAGCAUGUGGGAAGAAGAACAUGUGGCAUAAUCCAUCAUAAUUUUUCAAAUGUUAAAAACUGUAAAGUGUGAAGGUUAAGGUGGGAGCUUGUAUUGUCUACUGUGUCUACUUUAGUGUAUGCAUCUAAAUAUCCAUACAACAGAUGAUUUUUGUGGUUCUCUUUAAAUUACUAUGCACCAUUUUGUUUGUUUUUGCACAUGAUUCGACUUAAAGUUCAAAUGUUUAACGGCUUGAGAUCAUUUCGAGAUCAGAUCGCCAUGAAUCUGGCAAAAGCUUAACUGGUUAUUACUGUGAUCUCUGAUGGGUAAAAUUCUGCCCGCUGGUCUGAACUGUCACACAUACUUCCCACUACUGACGUCGUCAGUGGGGAAUAGAUCCCUCAUGCACAGAACAAACACUAGAAUAAGCUGAAAUGUUUUGUUGAAAAGCCUUUCCUAUGAUUCUGCGACGCUGCAGCAUUGUGGAUUCUAUUAAGAUUCUCAGUUGCGGAUUUUGGAAUUUCUAAUCGAUGGUGUAACAUCCACCAAAGAAAUAUUAUGCAACACAGAGACAUUUAUUUGAGAAUAUUUUGCGGUGGCCUAGAAUACCACGGCAACUUUCUAUGAAGCAGAGUACUUGCAUGAAACCCCAGUCAAAUUAUAGGUCAAGAUAGUAAAAGCAAGAAUAAACUAGUGUAUUUACACUGCCAUAUAUUUAUAUUUAGUACUGCAGGGGGUUUUAUCACAAGAAAACUAUCGUCCAACUCAAAUAUUGUGGUAGAGUCUUGGUCUGAGUACUCGGUCUGCAUUGUUUACUGUGGAUAUUACUUUGGUUACAUCCUUAAAACUGUUGAAAGUGUUACUGUAAAUUCAGUUUUAACAAAUACACCUGUCUUCUGUUACAUUCUUGAUUUAUUAUACACGCAGCUAUAUUGACACAUGAUUACGUUAACAGAUGAUGUGCAGAUUUGUUACAUAUAAAUAACAUUGAAUGUUAUCUUUCUCAUGUUAGUAGGCUUUUUGUUCUGCAUGUGUCUGCACGUCAUAAAAGGCGAACAUAAAAUGAGAGAUUUUAAAUAAUAUAAAUAUUAAUUUUAAUAAAUGUUUUAUCAAUUUA
Molecule: messenger RNA, 4229 nt
Organism: Gasterosteus aculeatus aculeatus (three-spined stickleback)
Lineage: Eukaryota; Metazoa; Chordata; Actinopteri; Perciformes; Gasterosteidae
Gene: rtkna
Product: rhotekin a
Biological process (GO): signal transduction; actomyosin contractile ring assembly; mitotic cytokinesis
Cellular component (GO): actomyosin contractile ring
Source: RefSeq, a predicted model, not a curated record